AUGCCAGCCCGAUCUCUCCUCCGCCUAGCUACGGCCAUGGCAAUUCGUCAUGUUAAAGUUCUCGAUAAUUUGGGCAGUCUUCCUUAUGCCCUCGCACGUCCUAUCCUCCUCAAAGUCGACAACCCCCAAAAACUACAUGCCCUCGAACUUGCCUCCCCCCAGUUUGCAGACCACGACAAGGAACUAUGGAUCGAAUUUAUAAAGCGCGAUAUCCCCAGCUGGGACCAAUACGAACUACCUGAAGAAUCCAAUGAUUGGUAUCAGGUGUACUGCGAUCUCGGCGAACAAGUCGAGCGAUCUCUCGAGGCCGAUGCUGAGAAAAUGAAGAUGGCUCUCGAUGGCAUCACCAACCAGCGCGCCCGUCUCACCCCCAAGAUCCUCCCCCAAGGCAAAAGCGCGCACAUGGCCGGAGCACGACCCAGCACAAAACAACGCUAUGCAUCCUGGGACCGCAAGAUGGGUGGCAUCAAGCCCGUCCACGAUCCCACAAGCUGGAUUUUCAAUGCUCCAAGUCUUCCAAGAGAAGGAGGAGUCUCCAAGAAGAAGAGCAUCUUUGCACCACAGAAGCGCAAUAGCGCGCUGUCUGUCCCCAGCAAACAACUCAACAGCCGAGCUUCACAAGUCACCCGUGCCCCCCAAUCCCUAGUUGAAGACCACCGUCGCCCCGAGCCCACACCGGCAGCCAAGAUGAAAAGCAACCCUGCCAUGAUUGGAUCCCGCCAACCUUCCGCUGCACCCAUUAAGCAACCCUUGCUGCCAGUCCGAGGGGUCAGAGAGGACCGACUACGGGCCUUGACUUCAGGCAAAUCAGUCCCGCCGUCCGCUGGCAAAAAGGCACCGGCGGCGAAGUCUGAUCUCAAGCGCCCUGCCUCUCCUCCGUCUGUCAGCAAGGCACCCACCUCUUCUCACGACUCUUCCUCCUCCCGCCCGUUAUCAUCCGGGUCUCCUGCUCCUCGUCCGACCGUCAUGCGCCGGCGCCAAGAGCCGAGUAUAUUUAUGCCGGCGAAACGAAAGCGCGUGUCUUGA
This is a messenger RNA of Penicillium antarcticum, 1026 nucleotides long. RefSeq names its product elongin A domain-containing protein. The record is from RefSeq and is a predicted model, not a curated record. The transcript has 3 exons. The coding region runs from base 1 to 1026 and encodes 341 amino acids. Gene Ontology annotation, cellular component: elongin complex; nucleus. Gene Ontology annotation, biological process: transcription elongation by RNA polymerase II. NCBI's taxonomy places the organism in Eukaryota, Fungi, Ascomycota, Eurotiomycetes, Eurotiales, Aspergillaceae.